AUCAAUCAAGGAACUCUCCUUCCACUGUCAUCUAUGGCUCAAGUCUCCCCAAUUUGCUUCUACAGCUCAAAUCUUUUAUGCUAAUAUUACAAAAAUAUCUCAUGGAUUUCACAUUUAAUUCUUUUUGUAAGAACAUCAGUUGGUGACUGUUUUCAUUUUUGAUGUUUAUGCCUCCACUGAGCAUCAUUCUUUCCCCAAAAAGUCAAACCUAUUUCUUGUCUCUACAAAUUCCUGUAGUAAUCGAUUCUUUAUCAACUCAUUAUUUCAUAAUUGAAUGAAAUAAGUUAUGGGGUUUUCUUAUUUGAAUCUUUAAUCCUCAAAAAGCCUCUCUUUUUCUCUCUAAAUCUGAACUUGGGUAUAUGUAGAAAUCUUGAAAUUUGGACUUCAUUGUUUUGAAAUUUGUUCUCUCUCUCUCUCUCUCUCUCUCUCUCUCUCUAUAUAUAUAUAUAUAUAUAUACACAUACAUAUAUUGAAAUGUAUAGAAGAAAGAUUAAGAAAGCUAGUUUUGAUAUGAGUGAGAUAACAGAGUUCUUAAAUCAAUUGACGGUGGAAAAACCACUUUUUCCAUUAGUGAUUCCUCUGUUAUUGGUUUUAUGGAGUAUUGAGAAAUGGGUUUUCAACCUUUCCAAUUGGGUUCCUCUUGCAGUUGCCGUCUGGGCAACCAUUCAGUAUGGAAGCUAUCGGCGGCGAAUCCUUGUGCAAGACUUGAACAAAAAGUGGAAGCAACUCAUUUUACAAACAUCUCCUACAACACCAUUGGAGCACUGUGAGUGGCUCAACAAGCUCUUAAUUGAAGUUUGGCCCAAUUUCAUUAGUCCGAAGCUUUCUUUAAAAUUCUCAUCCAUUGUCGAGAAACGCCUAAAGCAUCGGAAGCCAAAGCUAAUUGAAAGGAUUGAGCUGCAAGAGUUUUCAUUGGGUUCACGCCCUCCUAUAUUGGGAAUGCAUGGGGCUCAAUGGUCUAGCGCAGGUGAUCAGAGAUUCAUACGCAUGGGCUUUGAUUGGGACACUACCGACAUAAGUAUCAUGUUGCUUGCGAAGUUGGCAAAACCCAUGGGAACGGCUCGAAUCGUCAUAAACAACCUCCACAUCAAGGGUGAUCUUAUUCUAUCACCAAUUUUAGAUGGGAAAGCAUUUUUAUACUCGUUUGUGUCAACUCCUGAGGUCAGGAUAGGUGUCGCAUUCGGAAGUGGUGGCAGCCAAUCUUUACCUGCAACAGAACUCCCUGGUGUUUCAUCGUGGCUGGUUAAACUUUGCAGCGAUACAUUGAAUAAAACAAUGGUUGAACCUCGACGCCGUUGUCUUUCUUUGCCGCCAGUGGACCUACGGAAAAAGGCGGUCGGAGGUGUACUCCAUGUCACGGUUGUGUCAGCCGGAAAACUUUCUCGGAGUAGUUUUAAAGGAAGCCGUACAAACAGGCAACAAAGCUCUACAAUUGAUGCUUCUGUACUAGAGAAUCAUGAAAUUGGUAAAGAUUUUCAUACAUUUGUUGAAGUCGAACUCGAAGAUUUGACGAGGAAAACACUUGAGCUUGCUGGACCCAACCCAACAUGGGAUUCAACAUUCAAUAUGAUUCUUCAUGAUGAUGCUGGAAUUCUUAAGUUCAAUCUUUAUGAAUGUUGUCCAGACAGUGUGAAUUAUGACUACCUUGCUAGCUGUGAAGUUAAGUUAAGAUAUUGCACAGAUGACUCGACCAUCUUUUGGGCAAUUGGAGCAGAAUCAAGCGUGAUAGCGCAGCAUGCUGAGUUUUGUGGAAAAGAAGUUGAAAUGGUGGUUCCAUUCGAGGGUAUUAACUCGGCAAAUUUGAAAGUGAAACUUACGUUGAAGGAGUGGCAAUUUUCUGAUGGUUUGCAUAGCUUGAGUGGUUCUCGACUUAGCUCACGAGGAUCACUAUAUGGGUCCUCUAUUUUUCAACCACGAACCGGAAGGAAGAUUUACGUGACUGUUGUUGAAGCCAAAGAACUUUUAGAGAAGGACAAAAGCGUAAAGUCGUAUGUUAAACUACAAUAUGGAAAGACCAUCCAAAGAACCAGAGGUGCUACAAAUGCUUCACAUCCUAGUUGGAGUCAGAAGUUUGAGUUUGAAGAGAUCAGCGAUGGUGAAUAUCUAAAGAUAAAAUGCUAUAACGAUGACAUCUUUGGAGAUGAGAAUAUUGGUGGUGCAAGGGUAAAUUUGGAAGGGCUAAUGGAUGGGGUAGUGAGGGAUGUAUGGAUUCCGCUUGAGAAAGUAAAUAAGGGUGAAGUGCGGCUUCAAAUCGAAGCAGUAACGAUAGAUGAUUUUGAAGGAUCCAAGGGUUCACAUGGAGGUUUGAUUGAGCUUGUUCUUAUUGAAGGAAGAGAUCUUGUUGCUGCAGAUAUUCGGGGAACUAGUGAUCCCUAUGUCAGGGUACAUUAUGGAAACUUGAAGAGAAGAACCAAGGUAAUGUAUAAAACUCUGAAUCCCCAGUGGCAUCAAACUUUUGAAUUCCCUGAUGAUGGCAGUCUCUUAGCUCUCCAUGUAAAAGACCACAAUGCCCUUUUGCCAACGUCAAGUAUUGGCGAUUGCAUAGUGGAAUAUCAGCGAUUGCCUCCAAACGAGAUGUCUGAUAAGUGGAUACCCCUUCAAGGAGUUAAAAGGGGAGAGAUUCAUGUUCAAGUUACUAGAAAGGUUCCAGAACUACAAAAGAAAACUUCUGCUUCUGAGUCAACCUCAAGUAGAGGACACAAAAUUUCAAUCCAGAUGAAGGAAAUGAUGAUAAAAAUCCGGUCUUUGAUUGAAGACGAAAAUCUUGAAGAAGUGUCAUCGACUCUGAGUGAGCUGGAAAGCCUGCAUGAGGUGGAAGAAGAAUGCAUAAUCCAACUUGAAACAGAGCAGAUGCUGUUACUUAAUAAAAUCAACGAGUUGGGUCAAGAAAUCAUCAACUCAUCACCUUCACUCAGCAGAAGAUCUUCAAGUAAUUGAUGACGAUGCUAUUUGGGUAACAUGUAUGUAUAGUUUGGUAUAGAUCACAAUAGGGUUAAUCACCAAAAAGACAUACUAUUUGCCAAUUGGACAGAUACUUUUUUUCCUCAAAAUUGACAGGAAUGGUGCUGGAUCAUGCCACAGUGCAUAAGUUAUGCACAUUGGUUGACACAGUUACUGGAGAUGAUUGUAUUCGUCUAAUUGGCUAAAAAUGUUUGGUAAUUAACCUGAUUACCAUACAUAAUUCUAAAUGAAAAAUGUGAUAUGGGUGAUGUGAGUUCAUUAGGUGUUGAUUUGAUGAGGGAACAAACUAGUUGUAUUUGUACAUGUAUUUUCCACAAAACAAGUGUAUAGUAGUCAAAAAGCAUGUGAAGCUGUGAA
Cynara cardunculus var. scolymus (artichoke) is the source of this 3318-nucleotide messenger RNA. Its product is annotated as extended synaptotagmin-1. The transcript has 14 exons. The record is from RefSeq and is a predicted model, not a curated record. The coding region runs from base 475 to 2937 and encodes 820 amino acids. Gene Ontology annotation, molecular function: lipid binding. Lineage: Eukaryota; Viridiplantae; Streptophyta; Magnoliopsida; Asterales; Asteraceae.